CCUUAAUUUUCUCUCUCUUUAGAAACCAAAAACAACACGGUUUCUCUGGUAUUCUUUGACUAAACACACACACACUCUCUCUCUCUCUCUCAUCAAUUUCAUCAAAAUUAAUCACAAAGAUUCAAGUUUUGAUCAAAAUUACUAAUCACAUUUGGGCAUUUUCCAGAAGAAAUCUCUAAAAAAGAUUGAUAUUUUGGGUUUUAAUGGAGUUUUUUGCUCUCUGUAAGAGAGAAAGAAGAAGAAGAAGAAUGAAGAAGAAAUCAUCAUUACAAACACUGAAAUCGACAAAGAUUGUUCAUUUGUAAUACCAAAUGCCGUAUCUGAGAAAACCCAGAGAUUUAAAUUGGAAGAAAAAGAGAUCUAAUCGAACAAAAUCGAUUUGUUCUUCCUCUUCUCCUCCUCCUCCUCCUCGUCAUUCUAAUCAUCUUCUUCCUGGAUCUGAUGGUGAUCCUUGUAGGUAUUCCCGAGGAAUGUAAUAAGAAUAGUAGUAAUAGGAUUAGGGUUGAUUUAGUUUCAUUGAAUAGAAGAAGAAGAAGACGAGGAUGCAGGUUCAUUUAUCUCCUAGCAUGAAAACUAUAACAAUCUCGACAAACAAUCAUAGUAAUAACAAUAAUGGAGGUAUUUUGGACUUGAUGAAGAUCAAAGUAGCAGCUCGUCACGUUUCUUAUAGAACUCUAUUUCAUACUGUACUCAUUUUAGCUUUUUUAUUACCUUUCCUUUUCAUUCUCACUGCUGUCGUCACCCUUGAAGGCGUCAAUAACUGCUCCUCCCUCAAUUGUUUGGGAAGGCGAUUGGGUCCUAGGCUUCUUGGUAGGGCAGACGAUUCAGUGAAGCUGGUUAAAGAUCUAUACAAGAUUCUCAACCAAGUUAAUUUAGAUAAAAUCCCAGAUGACCUCAAGUUGCCAAAGUCAUUUAGUGCUCUUGUUUCUGAAAUGAAGAACAGCCAAUACGAUGCCAAGACGUUUGCUACCAAAUUAAGGGCAAUGAUGGAGAAAUCGGAUAUUGAGGUCAGGGCAUCCAAAUUUGCGGAGCUAAUGAAUAAGCAUUUUGCAGCGAGUGCUAUUCCAAAAGGCCUACACUGUCUCUCUUUGCGCUUGACCGAUGAAUACUCCUCAAAUGCCCACGCCCGCAAGCAGCUGCCAUCUCCAGAGUUGCUUCCUUUGCUCUAUGACAACUCCUUCUACCACUUUGUUCUAUCUACCGAUAAUAUCUUGGCAGCUUCUGUUGUGGUUACUUCCAUGGUUCAGUCGUUUCUCAGGCCAGACAAAAUAAUCUUUCAUGUCAUCACUGACAAGAAAACAUAUGCUGGGAUGCAUUCAUGGUUUGCAUUGAACCCCCUCUCUCCUGCCAUUGUCGAAGUGAAAGGUGUUCACCAAUUUGAUUGGUUAACAAGAGAAAAUGUACCUGUUCUUGAAGCUGUGGAGAAUCAACAUGGCAUCAGAAAUUAUUACCAUGGAAAUCAUGUUGUUGGAGCUAAUCUCAGUGAGACGACGCCGCGGAACUUUGCUUCGAAGUUGCAGGCAAGAAGUCCUAAGUACAUUUCAUUACUCAACCAUCUCCGCAUAUAUCUUCCAGAGCUCUUCCCGCACCUCGACAAGGUGGUUUUUCUAGAUGAUGAUGUUGUAGUUCAGCGUGAUCUGUCACCUCUAUGGAAUAUUGAUCUUGGUGGCAAAGUUAACGGGGCUGUACAAACCUGCGAGGGGGAUGAUGAGUGGGUGAUGUCGAAGCGGUUUAAGAACUACUUCAACUUUUCUCAUCCUCUGAUAGCAGAGAAUCUAAACCCGGACGACUGUGCUUGGGCAUAUGGGAUGAAUGUCUUUGACCUUCAAGCAUGGAGAAAGACGAAUAUUAGGGAGACAUAUCAUUCAUGGUUGAAAGAGAAUCUGAGGUCAAACUUAAGACUGUGGAAGCUUGGGACACUACCGCCAGCUCUAAUCGCCUUCAGAGAUCAGGUUCAGCCAAUUGAUCCAACUUGGCACAUGUUAGGCUUAGGCUACCAGAGUAAAACCAACAUUGAAUCUGUAAAGAAAGCUGCUGUUAUUCACUACAAUGGCCAAUGUAAACCAUGGAUAGAAAUUGGAUUCGAGCAUCUUCGGCCUUUUUGGACUAGGUAUGUUAACUACAGCAACGAUUUUGUAAGGAACUGUCACAUCUUGGAGUAGUGGCGGAUCAACUGGAGAACAAGAACAUAUCGACUUGUUGACAGAGAAUUAUAUACAUGAAUGGGUUACCAUUAAAUUUUGCGGCUCAAUUUUUUGCAAGAUUAAAUGGAGAAGGGAAUAUGGUAUUUCCCAUGUUGGCAACACCAGUCAGAGAAGAAUUCUUUCGAUUUUUGUAACAUAGCAAUCAGAGCCAACCCAUGGUCACCAGCAACCAUUGCGUUGAUCGGCCCCUAUUUUUUGAGAGCACCCAAUUUCUUUCUCGUUUUUUGUUCUUUCUUGUACUUUCUUAGCCAUGUAGAGGAUCUAAGGGCAGAAUUUUUGUGAGGUAGAUUUCCUCAGUUUUGUAUACUAUAUAUAUCCCCUCGUGAAUUCAUUUUAGACAUUUUCCACAAAUAUGCAGAAAACUUGUGUAUAUUGUAAAAACUAAGCCUGCCAGCUCUGGUAGGAUGUCUCCUUUACCACGUUGAUCAUGUGUUCCUCAACCGAA
This is a messenger RNA of Papaver somniferum (opium poppy), 2649 nucleotides long. Its product is annotated as probable galacturonosyltransferase 14. The coding region runs from base 543 to 2162 and encodes 539 amino acids. Lineage: Eukaryota; Viridiplantae; Streptophyta; Magnoliopsida; Ranunculales; Papaveraceae. Gene Ontology annotation, molecular function: polygalacturonate 4-alpha-galacturonosyltransferase activity. The record is from RefSeq and is a predicted model, not a curated record. The transcript has 6 exons.